UUAUCAAAAAAUAGUGUUUAAAAUGGAAAACAAUGAGAUUACAAUGUAUAUGGAUGUUAAACUGGAUAUACAUAAUAAACGCCCAGAUUCACUGAAGUUUAAGCAAUGGUCCAGAUGUGAAGUAAAAAUUGAAGGCAUCAAAUGCCUACCUAGCUACUUACGUAUCGCAAUCACGGGAUGUAAUGAUGCUGAAGGAUGUCUGACGGAGGAACAACGUUUCCAAUCCAAAAGAUAUAUUAGUGUUUCCAUUAUAGUGCCGGGUGUUAGCAUAAGUUUAGCAUCUUCGCGAACGAAAGAGUUCAGCUAUGGGCUAUUCUGGACACAAAAUCGAAAGCAGUGUUUCAUUUAUUUUGCUUUGGAAACAGAGAUAAGUUGCAGGCGUCAUAUGAAAUGGAUAAAAAAGACUAUAAAAAAUUUAGAGUUACAUCGGCAAUUAAUGCUGGAGCAGAAUAGAAUGAGCCGCGAUCCAAGUAUGGGCGUGGCUGGCAGCAACACAAGGCAGUUCGAAAAGGAAAAUAUGCAGAUUCCGCUGCCAAAAAAUUUGAAUGAAGAUUUGACUGAGGCUAUUUAUUCAUCACUUGGACCUUUGCCAAAAAUUCCUAUAUGCCAUGAUAAUAACGAACACGGUUGGUCUAGGCACAAUUCAGAUAUUUAUGAAGAAAUACUUGAAUACGUUGACGGGCAGCCACGUCUUUCAAGGCGUGUGUCACGAGCAUCAAUUGCUUCCGGUAUUUAUGAGGAGAUGAAACCUACUACAAAAACAUUUAACGCCAUACAUGAAGAGACCGCUGAAUCACAGCAGCGGUCCACAACUGGAACUACACCACCGCCACUGCCACCGCUUCCACCACCCCGCAAACGUAUAAACACUUUCGAUGGUCAAGGAAUCUUAGGUGAAAUACCGCGUUCGAAUACAAAUCCUGAGUCUGAAUUAGCCAAGAAAAAGAAAUAUAAAAAUGUUUUGGACAAUAUAUUUGGUAGUGGACGAGCCAAACGUGCUGAAAGCGUAAGCGAAACACAGGCUUGCACUGCAGAAGAUAUAAUUAACAGUAUUACGCCGACUAAGCCGAUUAAAAAUUAUGAAGGAACUACACCUAUUUAUGCAAACGAUGUCAUUGCAAUAGCGCAGAAAAAGUCAUGGACAACAACUGUGUCUGCUAUAUCAAAACGAAAUAGUUUUUCCUCGCCAGACCUAUCAAAAAUCAACUACUUGGACACGUUUGAUGAAAAUGAAAUCGUUGGCGGUGCAUCGCAUGAUUCCAUUGCAGCCUGUGAUGAUCUAAAUUUAAGCGGCGAAAGUCUGCAUAACGCUUGUUUCGUGCCGUCCAAAGAAGCAUGUUUAUUAGCCAAUGGAAGGAUAUCAACGGAUAGUCUAAACGUGUCUGAAAAAAUUCCAAACAAUUUUAAUUUUUCUGCUAUCAAUUCGUCUAGUAUAAAUUUAAUAGGCUAUAAUGGUGCCACCAUACCUGCAAGUAAUCAGAAAAGAAAUAAAAUAUUGGUAGACGAUUUAACAGGAUAUUGUGUGAUGGCACCUAUCCAACCCAAGAAAACGGAAGACACGGCUACCGACAAGGUACCUACCGACCCAACCACAUCCGGUUACUCCACUAACUCAUAUCCAUCGACAAGUUCUUCGUCUGCAGAAGAACCGAAAGCAUCAGCUCCAAAAGUAAAUCAUAAAGACACUGCAGAAGAGAGUGCGAUUUAUGAGCAAAUGUUGGAUCUGCACAAAUCUAGCACCGACGUAGAUACCACAUCAAAUAAAAGUAAUAUGAAGCAAAUCGAUGAUUCGGCUACUCUCAGCUCAGCAACUGCUUUGAUAUCUACCUCCAACGUUGAUGAUUUUACCGGUAAUUUAUACGAGAAUUUAUUGGCAGUUAAAGCAUCACAAGAAUUGGAACAUAAUCUGCCACCUGCGUCGCUAAGCACAAGUACCCCAACAGAGUCGCCACACACGCAACCAGCUGUGGAAACAGAAAAGUCGGCAGAGGAAGAGGAAAACUACUAUCAAACGCCGCGAAAGUCAAUUAUCAGUGUCGAUGACAAAAUUCCUUCUUACUAUCCGAACAGCUGUGAUACAGCCAAAACUCGCCGCCACCACAUAUUGGCCACAGCGAGUCCGCAACAAACAGUGGCUAAUUCUUCACCAACAAUGUCUGGUGCGGGCACAACCGAGAAAUCCAAUAACCCCGCCUCAUCGGUUGGUCUACGUCACUUAGUGACUUUGAAAAUAAAGCGUGAGCGCAAAGAGAACCUUUACAUGUCAUCACCACAAAGCAUCAUAGAGCAGCGACAAUGUGGCAAUUAUGCGACGGAGGCAGACAACAAAAGUGCACCGAAAAGCAGCAAAGUACAUAAAACUCUACGGGCGGGUGCUUUAAAAAUUGCCGAACAUGUCUAUACCGUUAAGCAUGCUAAGCAGAAAACGAACAGUGCCGACAAGAAUUUCAACAAUAACAACAAUGAAGCAGAUGUGACGAAUUUGGCCGAUGAUGUGCGUGAACGCCUGCAAACGGAGCUGCUACAGUUCGCACUGUUGCAAAAGAUUGACUUCAAAUUUGAUGACACAAAAAUAGCUGCCGAUCAACCGAAUCCAUUGGAUGGUCUUAAAACACCCUCACCUACCGGAAGGCGACAACCAACCAACGCCACCGAUAAGGAGCGCAUCUACGAAAAUCUGCUGCACCACCAUCUACAGUUGCGACAAACUGAAAACCGUUUAGCUGCUGGUAUUGGCAGCAAUUUGUCCGCCACACCGGUGUCUAGCAGCAGCGUGACAAACUCCAAAUUGGAAAUGCAUCAGAGCUGCAUGGCGGGUGUAGGCGAUGAGACCAACAUGGUCGACGGUGGCAUGGCUGAGGCGGUUGACAGCUGCAGCGCAGACGCGGCUGGAGGCGGCCUGAGUGGUGUGAAAAAAUUUGCUUCGUUGCCGCGUUUCAAGAAAAUCGACUUUUCGCCACUGCGCUUGAGAAUCAACAAUGUGCUGCAACGCGGUCAGCAGCAGGAUUUUUAAUUGCAAGCACCAUCCCACCCACAAUCUAUAUCGGAAAGGGUGUGUUAUGUAAUGUAAUUCAGUUUAAACGAGCGAAUCGUUAUUAGUUUAGCUGUAAUCGCUUUAAAAGUGUGCUUAUGUAAGCUCUAAAUUAUUUUGCACUUGUUGAGUUUUCUAAGCUAUUUACCAUUUUACGCAGCUUUAAGCUCUUGCGCUUGUGUUUAACCUCUAGUUGUAAGUUUUUAUGUAAGCUUUCUCUCAUUUCAAAUAAGCUUUGGCUGUUCUAUAUAUGUAAGUAUGUAUGCAUUUGGAAUACUGUAUGUUUAACGCUAAUCUCACCAUAUCAAUUGUUAUUGUUGCUUUUAUUGGCCGACAUUUAGAGUACAAAAAC
Molecule: messenger RNA, 3383 nt
Organism: Bactrocera tryoni
Lineage: Eukaryota; Metazoa; Arthropoda; Insecta; Diptera; Tephritidae
Exons: 3
Coding region: 23-3013 (996 amino acids)
Source: RefSeq, a predicted model, not a curated record